Papaver somniferum (opium poppy) is the source of this 1402-nucleotide messenger RNA. Its product is annotated as GDSL esterase/lipase At3g62280-like. NCBI's taxonomy places the organism in Eukaryota, Viridiplantae, Streptophyta, Magnoliopsida, Ranunculales, Papaveraceae. Bases 1 to 1089 code for a protein of 362 amino acids. Gene Ontology annotation, molecular function: hydrolase activity, acting on ester bonds. The record is from RefSeq and is a predicted model, not a curated record. The transcript is spliced from 4 exons.
AUGAGUUCUUCUACUCUCCUCUUGUAUGUUUUUCUCUGCAUUUUCUUUGUUCAGUUUCAUCACACUUUGCAAUCAACAUCACCCAUUUUGUUCAAUUUUGGAGAUUCGAACUCGGAUACCGGUGGAUAUGUCCCCGCCUUGGGUAUCUAUAUCGGUCUGCCCUACGGUAAUACAUUCUUCCUCAAGGGCACCAGCCGGUGGUGUGAUGGGCGCCUAAUCAUCGAUUUCCUGUGCGAAAGUUUGAAGCUGAAGUUUCUAAGCCCGUUUUUGGAGUCACUGGCACCAGAUUUCAGAGGUGGUGCGAAUUUCGCCAUCUCAGCUUCAAAAACCGUCAUUGAACUAUACGCUCCUUUUUCACUAGACGUACAAGUUAAGCAGUUCUUUCGUUUCCAACUGCGUUCCCUCCAACUCAUCUCAGAAGGCCACAAAGAUAUGAUCGAUGAAAGCGGGUUCAGCAGAGCGCUUUACAUGAUUGACAUCGGACAAAACGAUCUUCUAGGUGCCCUGUAUUUAUCAAACUUAACUUCACCACCGGUAAUCAAAAAGAUCCCAUCAAUUCUCGGAGAAAUCAAAUUAGCCGUUCAGAAUCUUUAUAAAUUUGGUGGCAAGAAGUUUUGGAUACACAACACCGGACCGCUAGGUUGUGUCCCGAGAGAGCUUGCUCGUCACCCUCAUAACAACACGGAUCUUGAUCGAAUUGGAUGUUAUAAGGUUCACAAUGUUGUGUCGAUGGCUUUUAAUAAAGGAUUGAAGGCUCUUUGUGAAGAAUUGAGAUCGACAUUUAUAGAUGCAACCAUUGUCUAUGUUGACAUAUACACCAUCAAGUACGACCUUUUUGGCAACUACAAGAGAUAUGGUUUUACGAAACCACAUAAGGCUUGUUGCGGGUUUGGGGGUGAACCAAACAAUUACAACGUGAAGGCAACAUGUGGCCAACCUGGUUACACAAUGUGCGAGAAUGUGACACAGAAUAUAGUUUGGGAUGGACUUCAUUACAGCGAAGCCGCUAACCGUGUAGUUGCCUCCCAAAUCCUUUCUACAAAAUUUUCCACACCACCUAUAACCUUGGAUUCUUUUUGGAAAUCUUGAUUCUCUUUAUGUAUUGGCAUCAUCUCGGUUUUCAGUCUUUUUAAAGCUAAUGUAAGUUUUCUUUCCUUUGUAAGUGCAAAAGAUGUAGUUGUGAAUAAUUUCUUCUUGCUCGACCUAGUUUCAACCGCAGUUCGUGUAUAACUAAGGCGAAAGACAGAAUCACAAAGCACAAAUAAGACCUUAUUGAUUAUCCCAUAUGGCUUCCUCGAUAUAACCGAUGUAAAUAGCAUGGUAGAAUGGAAUUGAUCAGUGAAUAGAGAGCCGUGAAGUGGAAGAACAAAUUGUCGAAACAUGGUUUAAGUUGAGAUGUUGU